AUGGAGAAUGUUGGUGUUGAGGAUACAAGUGGGAGAUUCAUUCCAAAGAUAACGUUGCCUUCGAGUGACUCAGCGGUUUUAGUAGAGCCCACCAAAAGGUCAUGCUGCUUGCUUGGAGUCCACAAGAUUGACAGAUCCCUAACGUUCGAAGAGGAAGAGAAAUAG
Eruca vesicaria subsp. sativa (arugula) is the source of this 165-nucleotide messenger RNA. Lineage: Eukaryota; Viridiplantae; Streptophyta; Magnoliopsida; Brassicales; Brassicaceae. The record is from the annotation of a GenBank genome assembly.